Molecule: messenger RNA, 2539 nt
Organism: Halichondria panicea
Lineage: Eukaryota; Metazoa; Porifera; Demospongiae; Suberitida; Halichondriidae
Product: tubulin polyglutamylase ttll6-like
Exons: 12
Coding region: 109-2469 (786 amino acids)
Biological process (GO): protein polyglutamylation; microtubule cytoskeleton organization
Cellular component (GO): cilium
Molecular function (GO): tubulin-glutamic acid ligase activity; tubulin binding
Source: RefSeq, a predicted model, not a curated record
CCAUAGUAACUGAUUGCAUGUUGUUAAUGGUUCUCAGUGUAAGCACAAUAGUAAACAAGCUCGCCUCGCGCGAUCGCAGAGCUAGAGGGUAUCAAUCGCUAUCUAACUAUGAGCAGUGAAGUAGAUGAGCCAGCUGCAGCGAGGCUCAAAGAAGGGGCCAGUCCCAAAGUGGAAGCAAAGAAAACUAAGACAAAAAGGAAAAGACAGAGUUUGACAAUCAAUCUCACCAACUGCAAGUAUGAUAGUGUUCGUCGAGUUGCUCGGAAGUUUGGGCUACGACCAGUGGGGGAUGGUGAUGAGUGGACCGUGUACUGGAUAGACACAUCUGUAAUCCUGGAUAGGGUCAUGAGCAUGAAGAGAUAUCAGAAAAUCAAUCAUUUUCCUGGGAUGUCUGAGAUAUGUCGCAAGGACCUGCUGGCUAGAAACAUGAACAGAAUGUUUAAGCUUUUCCCAAAAGAGUACAACGUCUUCCCCAAAUCAUGGUGUAUGCCAGCGGAUUACAGUGACUUCAAGGCUCACUGUAGAGCGCACAAGUACAAAACCUUCAUCACAAAGCCUGAGAACAGCAGUCAGGGUAAGGGCAUUAUAGUCUUCAAGAACCCCAAGGAGAUCAGAGCAGGGGAGCACUCCGUUGUACAGCAGUACAUAGCCAAGCCGUUCAUAAUAGAUGGGUUCAAAUUCGACCUUCGUAUCUACGUUGUGGUGACUUCCUGUGACCCGUUUAGGAUCUACGUGUACAAAGAUGGUCUGGCCCGGUUUGCCACUGUCAAGUACCAUGAGCCAACUGGUGCCAAUGUGGCCAAGCAGUGUAUGCAUCUCACCAACUAUGCCAUUAAUAAGCACAGCAAGGACUUCAUACGCGAUGAUGACAGUGGAAGCAAGAGGAGAAUCACUACCGUCAAUCAGUGGUUCGUUGAGAAUGGAUACGACCUCGCCAAGAUAUGGGGAGACAUUGAUGAUGUAAUCAUCAAGACGUUGAUAGCUGCUCACCCAACACUCAAGCAUAACUAUCGCUCCUGCUUCCCCAACCACAACACUGGGAGUGCCUGUUUUGAGAUACUCGGAUUUGACGUUUUACUGGACAGCAAGUUGAAACCAUGGCUAGUCGAGGUGAACCACUCCCCUAGCUUCCACACGGACGCCCCCCUGGACAAGGAGGUAAAGGAAGGGCUGCUCUUUGACACCCUCAACCUCGUGGACCUCUACGCUAAUGAUAAGAAAAAAUGUGAGGAGGAGGACAGACGCAGAGUUCAGGAGAGACUGCUGAACAAGCAGAAAUCAAAAGAGGCAAGUACACCAGCAGUUGAAAAUGACUCCAGAGCAAAGUACGAAGCUCGUCUUGGGAGCUAUGAGAUUGCUCACAGAGGGGGCCUGCGAAGGAUAUACCCAAACGGCAAUGAGGAUUACUAUGCUCCAUUCUACACUCAAAGCACUUCGCUAUGUGCGGAGACAGCUGCCUCUAAAAUGAGGGUCGAGCUAUCCCGCCAGCAGAGGGAAGAAAUCGAUGCCAAGAAGAAAGAAAUUGAGUCUUUCAAACGAAAACUUGGAGGUGGUGGGGGGAAGUCCAAGUCUGAUGAUCUGAAAUCUGAUGAUGUGAGACCAGAAAGCCCACAACCUGCAAGGAAGGUGUCUCGUGUUAGAGCCGUCAAGCAACGACCUGUCUUAAUGUACAACAGUGCUGGCCAUAGACUCAAGCCAGAUGAUGACCCCCUGGUGCCAUGUGGUGAUGGCGUGGCUCCACAGUCCAUCAGAGAAGAGGAUGAACUCGAGCGACUAGCCGGCCUACAACUGAGGGAUAGUCUGGUGCGAGGAAUGGGAGUAUCGGAACAACUACAAGCUGUACUGGCAUCUGGCACUGCACCCACAACAUACGAUACUAGAGAACUUUCUAUUAUUUCAAGAGGAUCCUCGGUCGUUUCUAAAUCUGUGUUCUACUCCAGUCAUAGCUACCCCCACGACUCUGGUAUUGAAGAAUCUACCAGUGGAGUUUCAUUACCUCCUGAUGGUUGUUAUGGGACUGAGUCAAGCCACAGUUUGUUGAGCUCCACACCGCUACACUGUCUACCAGGAUCAAACUAUUUUCAGCUCGACAAUACAUGUAACUCUAAAGUAUCGUACAGUGGGCUGUUGAAGCGUCAUUACAGACAGGGCAUACCUGCACAGCACUCCAGUAGUGCCACGCCUACCAAGAGUCUAACAGCCGCCUACAAUAGACCAAGCUGUGCAUUUGGAAACAGACCCACUGCCCCUGGUGCCCAAGGACGUAUCAACAGAGGUACUCAAAGCCGACGGCCGCAGAGACAACCCAACUCACUGGAUUUAAACGCAGAACUAUUUGGUCUGUCUGUAGUCUCAGCUCCAAUUCGAACGGCUAUUCGUAAACAGUACCCCGGUCCCGGAAUGGGUGGAGCUAGUGGGGGAACUCCCCAACAACCAUCCCGCACUCACUUAGCAGCAGGUUAUUUUUAAUGAUUUCAUUUUCACUUUAUUUUCUAAUUAAUAAUUUUUGUGAACAAGAUUAUUAUUGAGGGAUAAGAAA